Messenger RNA from Perkinsus marinus ATCC 50983, 774 nucleotides. RefSeq names its product Leukocyte surface antigen CD53, putative. NCBI's taxonomy places the organism in Eukaryota, Perkinsozoa, Perkinsida, Perkinsidae. Bases 1 to 774 code for a protein of 257 amino acids. The transcript has a single exon. The record is from RefSeq and is a predicted model, not a curated record. Gene Ontology annotation, cellular component: membrane.
AUGGGCUUUUGUACCGGAGUGUCGAAGUUCGUUCACUACCUUUUCGACCUCACAAUCUUCGUUGUUGGUGCUCUCGUCCUCGCCUUCAGCAUCUAUCUACUAGCCUCUAACUACGAGGGUUUCGUCGAGAAAUGGUGGGUAUGGAUUGCUGUCUUUGCUGGGGCUCUACUUAUGAUUGCUGCUAUCAUCGGUUGCGUCGGUGCUAGUCUGAAGACGAAAUGGGUUUUGUGGGUCUACAGUAUCAUUCCUGCUCUUGUGCUCAUCUUAUUUAUCAUUGCUGCGAUUGGUUCCUCGGUCAACUACUCGUACACUGACCGCCUUGCUGAUAAAAGUGCUAGUGAGCUCAACUCACUCGAUACCGACUCGCACACCUACGAGGUAUAUGAUGGAAUUCGGGAAGUUUAUGGUACGCUAUGGAAUGACCAGAACUGUGAUGUGUCGUGUACUGUCAACAGUCUUGCCUUUGUCGAGUGCGGUGAAGUUACCUGUGAUGACGGCACUGUCGAGGGCUGGAUGGAGGACUGGAUUGAGGAAGCCUCGUCUGGUAUUUCGGGCGCGUCGUUUGGACGCUGUCUCGUGCUGUCCAUCGACGCUGAUGGUAUUGAAGGUAGCGAGUCGGCGGCAACUGGUUGGUGUGCCAGCAAUACAGCAGUCAUCAGUGAUGCCAACGAUUGGACCCUGGGGUUCAUGAUAGUUUUCUGGGUCAUCUCGGUUUUUCUUGUCAUUGUUUUAAUAGCCAACUGUAUUCUUAUCAGUAGUAGGAGGAAACGAUGA